AUGUCAACAGAGUGGGAAGUAAUUGUCUUCGAUAAGGAAGGUACUGACAGAUCACUGGUUAGGCCUGCACAUGUUGCUGCUAUUCCAGAGGCUGUUAAUAAGGGAAUUGUCAACUCUGCUGGAGCAAUCUAUACGGACGCUUCGAAGUCUAAAUUUGCAGGUAGUGCUUUCCACAUAAUUGCUGACUCAAAGGAAGAAAUCAUCGAGUUUUUAAAGCAAGAUGUGUAUUAUAAAGAAGGAAUCUGGGACAUCAAUAGCGUGAUUGCUUAUCCACUUGGUGUUGCAGUUAGGUUACCUAAAAAGAUGGAUGGUGUGAACAAAUUUUAA
Messenger RNA from Priceomyces carsonii, 327 nucleotides. It is a transcript of the gene OFR1, whose product is annotated as Ofr1p. The transcript has a single exon. Bases 1 to 327 code for a protein of 108 amino acids. Lineage: Eukaryota; Fungi; Ascomycota; Pichiomycetes; Serinales; Debaryomycetaceae. The record is from RefSeq and is a predicted model, not a curated record.